Messenger RNA from Cutaneotrichosporon oleaginosum, 593 nucleotides. The record is from RefSeq and is a predicted model, not a curated record. NCBI's taxonomy places the organism in Eukaryota, Fungi, Basidiomycota, Tremellomycetes, Trichosporonales, Trichosporonaceae.
UAGCUAAUAACAGAAGAAGGCGGACACGCCGUCCGAGUCCGAGCCGGAGAUGACGGAGGAGGAGAGCGAAGCCGAGCUCUCGCUCAGCGAGGAGGAAAAGCCGAAGCCAAAGGGGCGCAAGCGCAAGCAGGAGUCUGAAGACGAGGACGAGGAGAGCGAGGACGAGAAGCCCAAGGCGAAGAGGAAGCCCGCAGUGAAGAAGGCCGCGUCCAAGGACAAGCCGGCGAGCAAGAAGGCACCUGCGUCCAAGGACAAGGCGCCUGUGUCCAAGGAGAAGAAGGAGCCCGCGUCCAAGGACAAGCCGAGUUCGAGAAAGGCGCCAGCGUCCAAGGACAAGCCGGCGUCAAAGGACAAGCCGGCGUCGCGCACCAGAGCGCGCCGUGUGCAGGCCAGCGACGAGGAGUAGGUUUUGGGAGGGUCAUAGUGGGGUGAUCGGAUCUGGGAUGACCAAGGGCGAUUAAUGCGAAAUGUACGUCAUCGAAUGGCGGCCGCGUACGGCGGACACAGUUUGCGUACAGCGCAGACUCACCCUGGCUUUCUCAGCGCCAUCGACAAAGCCGACGUCGUUUGUACAAGUUUGACAUCGAGGCGUC